This is a messenger RNA of Trichoplax adhaerens, 414 nucleotides long. RefSeq lists its product as uncharacterized. The coding region runs from base 1 to 414 and encodes 137 amino acids. NCBI's taxonomy places the organism in Eukaryota, Metazoa, Placozoa, Uniplacotomia, Trichoplacea, Trichoplacidae. The transcript is spliced from 4 exons. The record is from RefSeq and is a predicted model, not a curated record.
AUGUCAAUGGAUAAAAAGGACAGCAAAUCUCUUCCUACUUUUGAUGAUGACGAACUUGAAAGGUUAGCCGCUGAAGAAAUCUUAAAAGAAGCAAAGAGAGGAAAAGAUCGCUCUGAAAGAAUAGGAGUCAUUGGAUGGAAAAAAUUACCGGGUGCUAAUAAGGUUUAUUUGAAAAAUAUGAUGACAAAUGCUGUUCGAUCAAACAAAAGGAAAGAGUUGCCCAAACUUGCUAGUGCUAAAGACUGCGUCAAGAAGAGUCGUUUAAACGAAAAGUCGGUUACUACUACAGACAAACGUUCCAAGAGCAGGGAUCACGCCCAAAAUAAAGCAAAGGAACAUUACCAUACAUCUCAUAGUAAUAAAGUUAGACGUCACAGUGAUAUUUCAAAUAAAGCUGCUAAUUAUAAUCAUUGA